Truncatella angustata is the source of this 2484-nucleotide messenger RNA. RefSeq lists its product as uncharacterized. The coding region runs from base 1 to 2484 and encodes 827 amino acids. The transcript has 3 exons. Gene Ontology annotation, cellular component: U2-type prespliceosome; U1 snRNP. The record is from RefSeq and is a predicted model, not a curated record. Gene Ontology annotation, biological process: mRNA cis splicing, via spliceosome. Gene Ontology annotation, molecular function: protein binding; RNA binding. Lineage: Eukaryota; Fungi; Ascomycota; Sordariomycetes; Amphisphaeriales; Sporocadaceae.
AUGAAUGGCGCAAAUGGCCAUUUUGGCCAACCCGUCAGUCCCUGGACUGAACAUACAACCCCCGAUGGCAGGGCAUAUUAUUAUAAUCCCCUGACCAAGGUCACGCAAUGGACCAAACCCGAGGAGAUGAUGUCGCCUGCUGAGCGCGCCCUCGCAAAUCAGCCUUGGAAAGAGUACACGGCAGAGGGCGGUCGCAAGUAUUGGUAUAACACGGAAACAAAGCAGAGUUCAUGGGAGAUGCCUGAUGCCUACAAAAGAGCUCUCGGCCACGACAGCGGCCCGCCAACUCCAGCCGCUCUGGGACCUUCUGAUGGCUAUUCGACCCCAUCAUACGAUCAAGGGCGCGAUCGUGAUCGUGGCCGUGACCGGGACCGGGAUCGUAACCGUGACCGUGACCGUGACCGUGACCGUGACCGUGACUACGACCGCGAAUAUCUUCCCGAGUCUCGUCAAUUGACCUAUGGCAAUGACCCCAGAGUGCAGUCUUUCGUGCCUGCGAGCAACGAGCCCGAAUAUGCAACAGCCGAAGAAGCCGAGGCUGCGUUUAUCAAGCUGUUGCGUCGUAGCGGCGUACAAUCAGACUGGACCUGGGAGCAGGCGAUGCGAGCCACCAUCAAGGAUCCCCAGUACCGCGCUAUUAAGGAUCCGAAAGACAGAAAGGUUGCUUUCGAACAGUAUUGCCAGGAUGUUAUCGUACAAGACAAAGAACGGGCAAAGGAGAGACUGACCAAGCUGCGUGCCGAUUUUGCAACUAUGCUCAAGAGCCACCCGGAGAUCAAGCACUACACCCGAUGGAAGACUGCACGACCCAUCAUCGAGCGCGAAACCAUCUUCCGAUCUACCAACAAUGACGAUGAGCGCCGCCAGCUCUUCGAAGACUAUAUCCUUGAGCUCAAGAAGGCCCACGUCGAGUCGCAGGCCAGUUUGCGUAAGAGUGCCAUGGAUGGUCUCAUCGAGCUGUUGCCCCAGCUUAAGUUGGAGCCGUACACCCGCUGGUCUGAGGCCCAGGGCCUCCUUAAAUCCACUGCACCCUUCCAAAAUGACGACAAGUACAAGACUCUCAGUGACUUCGAUAUUCUCACAGCUUUCCAGAACCAUGUCAAGUUACUCGAGCGAAACUUUAACGAAGCUCGCCAGAACCAGAAGAACAAAAAGCGUCGUAUCGAGCGCAAGCAUCGUGACGCGUUUAUUGCCUUGCUCCAGGAGCUCCGAAGGGAUGGACAUAUCAAGGCUGGAACCAAAUGGACUCAAAUUCGUCCUUUGAUUGAAAAUGACGAACGUUACAAGCAGGCAUGUGGCCAGAGUGGCUCUACCCCUAUCGACCUUUUCUGGGACGUGGUAGAGGAGGAAGAGCGUGCACUACGCGGCACCAGAAAUGAUGUUCUUGAUGUCAUGGAUGAUAACCGCUUUGAGUUCACCCCCAAGACCACCUUUGAUGACUUCCUAGCUGUUAUCAAGAAUGAUCGACGAACUGCUAACAUCAAUCGUGAUAUCCUCACACUAAUCUUUGAGCGGCUCCAGGAAAAGAAAGCCAAGCGCUCUUCGGAUGACGACAAGCAAAUAGAGCGUCAGCAGCGACGUGCCUUUGAUGAUCUACGCUCGCACAUCAAACAUCUGGAGCCUCCUAUCCUUCCGGAUGACACUUGGGAAAAGGUACGACCACGCCUCGUCCGAGCUCCUGAAUUUCAAGCAGUUACUUCGGAAGAUUCUCGUCGUGGGGCUUUUGAGAAGGUCCUUCGUCGUGUGCGCGAUCGCGAGGAGGAAGACAGGGAUCGUGCAAAGCGUCGAGACAGAUCUCUUGAUCGUGGUAUGUACCGAGACAAAGAUAGAGGAGACAGAUCUCACCGCAGCGAUCGCACACGGCCUUCACGCCAUAGCCGCAGCCCUGAACCAGAUGCCUACGAAGCAGAUCGUCGAAAGGCGAUCGCAGAAAGAGAGAAGAACUAUCGUAAGUCAAGUAUGGCCGAGAGUUUGUUGUCUGACCGUCGCACCUCGGACUCACUUCGGGAACGUGACGUCCGAGAAAGCCGCGAUCGUGAUAGGGAAAGAGAACGAGAUCGGGAUCGUGGCGACCGUGAUCGGGAGCGAGACAGAGACAGAGAUCGUGAGCGAGAGCGCGACCGGGAUCGCGAGAGGGACAGAGAUAGGGACCGGGACUUUCGCGCGCGUCGCGACGACUAUGCUAGAGAGCGUCGUGACAGGGAGGAGGAAAGAGAAAGACAAUACCGUCGUCGCGUCGAACGCCCUGUCGACGAGCUACCAUAUGGCGACGAGCCACGACCAUCCUCUUCACGUCGUCGCAGAGACGACGAUGAUGUUGGUUCCCGAGAUUCAAAGAGGCUAAAAAGGGAAAGAACACCUCGUGAGCGCUCCCCACCUGCACCUAUCCGUAACAAGACCAAGACUCCCCCAGUAGUAGCAGUUAAGGAAGAAGAUCCCGGUGUUCAUUCGGGCAGCGAAGAGGGUGAAAUCGAGGAGGAUUAG